Molecule: messenger RNA, 703 nt
Organism: Drosophila rhopaloa
Lineage: Eukaryota; Metazoa; Arthropoda; Insecta; Diptera; Drosophilidae
Gene: Taf10
Product: transcription initiation factor TFIID subunit 10
Exons: 2
Coding region: 101-601 (166 amino acids)
Biological process (GO): transcription initiation at RNA polymerase II promoter
Cellular component (GO): SAGA complex; transcription factor TFIID complex; nucleus
Molecular function (GO): promoter-specific chromatin binding; RNA polymerase II general transcription initiation factor activity
Source: RefSeq, a predicted model, not a curated record
CCCGAAUACAAUCGAUAAGAGUACAUACAUUCAUAAUUGCGUUGUUUACGACGAAAACAAUCACAAUUUCUAGAAAUAAACAAAACUUAAAUUUAAUAUAAUGGCUUCCGAUGGUGAGGACAUCAACGUAACACCAGCAGAAUCUCUUGCCUCGGCGACGGACACCGAAGAUGAGGAGAUGGAGCCACAAUUGCUUUCCGAUCCGGAUUCCGAUGUGGAGGACUUGGAAGUGGAAGAAGUCCCAGCAACUGCUGAAGACGCUGAUAUGGAUGAACUGCUGCGACAGCUAGAGGACUACACGCCCACCAUUCCAGACGCCCUGACAAUGAACGCUUUAAAAAUGGCGGGAUUUUUCACCGUGGACCCACAAAUUGUGCGCCUCAUCUCCGUGUCGGCCCAGAAAUUCAUCUCGGACAUUGCCAACGAUGCACUGCAGCACUGUAAGACGCGCACCACGAACAUCCAACACUCCAGUGGUCACAGUUCCAGCAAGGACAAGAAGAACCCCAAGGAUCGCAAGUAUACACUGGCCAUGGAAGAUCUGGUUCCUGCCCUCGCCGAUCAUGGCAUCACCAUGCGCAAGCCCCAAUAUUUCGUUUAAGUUUAGUUCAAACAGAAAGUUUUAUAGUUAGUAGACAUUUGAAAAAGUUUGUGUAUGCGAUCUAUACAAAUAGAUAUAUUUUCUUUCAAGAUUUUCAAAUAA